AAGGCAAGAUAACUAACUCUAUCCCAAAUCAAAAUCCACUCAACCAAAUUGGGGAAUUAAACGGGGAGAGCUUCAAAACUUCACCAAACAUGCAAGACAGCAAUUCUCAAAGAGAAAAUCAGCAGAGACUUCCACAACACCCUUACUACCAAACAAAAUCAGCUCUCAUCCCGUUUCCUGAAUUUAGCUUUACAUCUCAAUUACCGCUCAGUUUCUACGAUAGCGAGAAACAAUUUUUUGUAGCGAACAGUCCACAAUAUCUUAGUAACGGGUUAGAAGCGACGGAAGCGAUGCAAAGGAGUCCGGCAUGGACUAACACUGCUACGUCAAUGCUCUUUAACAACAAUUUUAAGGAUGGUAAGAAUAAUAACCUUAUACCUAUGCUAAAUCUGAAAUACUCGACGCCUCCCACGCCACCUCCAUCUUCUUUCACUCCCACACCUGCGUCUCCCUCUUGGUACUUGUGUCAAUUGAGUGAUAGGGCAAUACAUGAGAUGGUCCAGUGGGUCAAGGAGCUGCCUUUCUACGGUCAACUACCCCUUGACACUUUAACCCAAUUGUUGACUGCUCGUUGGCACCUCAUUCUGUUACUCAAGAUUACGGCUUCACCCCAAACCCGCCUUAAUGGUUAUAAUGAGCUAACUUGGGGGUUAGAGCGAGCCGUUCCACUCCAAUAUUCUUUGAGAGUUUAUUUAGAUAACUUGAAAAGCCACUACGAAAGCAAGGACCGCGAAUCGAAGAAUGAGAAAUUUUAUAAAGAAGCUAAGGAGCUAAUAAAUUUAUUGUCAACAAUUAUUUCUCGAUUCGCCAACACCAACAUAACCAUUGACGAAUACCAAUGCCUUAAAGUUGUUCUCUUUUUGGAGAACAAUAAUUUGGAGCCUUUCCCCAAGAAAAAUGGAACACUUCAAAUAAGGGAAAAGUUGGACCGUAUCCUGCACUCGUAUUUGACACAAUUGAAUUGUUUUGAUCCCCUGGACCAAAGUCUCUCUCCGACAAAUCACGACAUCAACAUUGAGGAUUGUAAAUUUUCUGGUCGCUACAAAGAGAUCAUCAAAAUUUUGCCAGAAAUUAAAAUGGCGGGUCAGUUACUAAUUUCCACCCGACUAUUUUAUAUACCAUUUUUGCUAAAUCGAGAAAUAACAGGUAACGGUGACGAUGACUCCAAAAAUGUUUAAUUCCUAUAUUCAUCUCUUUACUCCAGUGCAUUUAAAAAUUUAAUCCAAACGACAUGAAAUGUUUUUAUUUAA
Messenger RNA from Gordionus sp. m RMFG-2023, 1250 nucleotides. RefSeq names its product hormone receptor 4-like. The transcript is spliced from 5 exons. Gene Ontology annotation, cellular component: chromatin. Lineage: Eukaryota; Metazoa; Nematomorpha; Gordioida; Chordodea; Parachordodidae. The record is from RefSeq and is a predicted model, not a curated record. Bases 90 to 1178 code for a protein of 362 amino acids. Gene Ontology annotation, molecular function: nuclear receptor activity.